CUUUUGUUCUUGGAAAUUUAAACCGCGUGCAAAAGUUGUUUGGGGCUUCCGACCACAGCAAGGCCUAGCUCUCGCCGCCGUUGCUUUCUCUCUAACUCGUAAUGGCUCAGGCAAAAACCUCUGGUUCUGAAGCAGGUUCCGACACGUCUAAAGGGAACGGAGUGCCGACCUACGGCGGUAGAUACGCGCGGUACAGUCUGUACGGUAACUUGUUUGAGUUGCCUAGUAAGUACGUUCCUCCACUUCGGCCGCUUGGUCGUGGCGCCUAUGGCCUUGUCUGUGCUGCUAUCAACAGUGAGACUAAAGAGGAGGUUGCCAUCAAGAAAAUUGGCAGCGCCUUUGAUAAUAGGAUAGAUGCCAAAAGGACAUUGAGAGAGAUUAAACUCUUACGCCACUUGGAUCACGAGAAUAUUAUUGCUAUCAAGGAUAUUAUAAGGCCACCAAUCAGGGAUACUUUCAAAGACGUCUACAUAGUCUAUGAAUUGAUGGAUACAGAUCUGCAUCAGAUAAUCCGCUCCGAUCAAGCACUGACUGACGAUCAUUGUCAGUACUUCCUGUAUCAACUGCUGAGAGGAUUGAGAUAUGUGCACUCAGCACAUGUCUUGCAUCGUGACCUUAAGCCCAGCAAUUUGUUUCUGAAUUCAAAUUGCGACCUUAAAAUUGGAGAUUUUGGGUUGGCAAGGACCACAUCUGAAAUGGAUUUCAUGACUGAAUAUGUAGUCACUCGUUGGUAUCGAGCUCCUGAAUUGCUCCUUAACUGUUCGGAAUACACUGCUGCAAUCGAUGUAUGGUCUGUUGGGUGUAUUUUUGCUGAAAUAAUGACCAGAGAACCUCUAUUCCCUGGCAAAGACUAUGUUCAUCAGCUGAGGCUCAUCACUGAGCUAUUAGGCACACCUGAUGAGGCAAGCCUUAAAUUUUUACGAAGUGAAAAUGCCAGCAGAUAUGUAAAACAGCUCCCAUCUUUUCCCAAACAAAAUUUCUCUGCUAGAUUUCCCAGCAUGUCUCCAUUGGCAUUGGAUUUGUUAGGCAAGAUGCUUGUCUUUGAUCCUGACCAACGAAUAACUGUUGAAAAUGCUCUCUGCCAUCCAUAUUUGUCCUCUCUCCAUGAUAUCAAUGACGAGCCAAUUUGCUCCAGACCUUUUAAAUUUGAUUUUGAGCAGCCUUCAAUUACUGAGGAAAACAUCAAGGAUCUUAUAUGGACAGAGUCGCUUGCCUUCAAUCCAGAUACCAUUAAUUAAUCAUGUGUAUUAAUGGCAUCUCACAUGAUUUAUUGUUCACCAAAAUCUUAUGAUUUCUGUAUAAAAAUGUAUCCUGCUAUCAUGCGAGAUAUUGCUCAUACUUAUCAAUUUCUGUGAGUGAGAUUAUGUUUGUAAUUCAUACCUGGAUUAGGCCAAUAGAAACAACACAAUGCUAUGUUUUCCAUGACUCUUGAUCUAUACUCUCAUACAAUGCAGUUUUUAUUCGAUGGAGCUAGCUGUAUCACACUGGAUGUCAAAUAUUUUUGUCCGAUUUAUUUUAAAGUUUACUUAUCUUUAAUUUUGAGUUGACAAUGCUAACAGUGUGGAAACUUAAAGACCUGCUGCUGAAGGAGAUAAGAUGAAGGUAUGCUAUCGGUGGGAAAGUUACAGGCUGCAAUGUACUCCGGGCCCUUGUCUGGAAGUGCACCACAUGGCUGAGGAACCACACCACUUGAGAACCCUUCAAUAUUGGUGCAAUUCCAUGGAUGGACAUUCCAGGAUGGGGAAUUAACCAGGACUAGGUUCGAUAUCUGGACGUUCUCAGAGUACAUGAUUUCAAUCAGGUUGAUUAUCAAUCCCAAGAUCCGGCGAAUCCUCAAACCUGAGAAGCAAGGAGAACAGCAUCUUUAUGGAGAUAGAGAGUGAAAUGACUGGUGAGAUUGAAGCUUCCGGUCAGCCACUUUCCCGGAGGAACAAACAACAUGGAUCCACCAUCUUCCUCAAACUGGGCAAGAUAAUCAAUGGCUGCCUUGAAGGCUUUGGUAUUGGAUGUCACUCCAUCUCCAACCCCUCCAAAAUCGGUCAAGGAAGCACUGUGAGCCCUGCAACUUAUCGCGCAAUACUCGAAGCUCUCCCACGGGUAAUGAUGUCGACCGUCGACAGAUUCUAUUCUCAGCAGCAGGAUUGUGGCAGCAAGAACACAUAUGGCUUGAAUUGCCUGCAGAUUCACAUAUGACUAGGUAAUUUAUUUAAGGCAGGAAAUUAAAAAAAAAAAAGAAAAGUUCAUUACCUGUGGUUUUCUUGGCAGCUCCAUGCAACAACACUUUUAGUUAUAGUUGGUUGUAAGAGUCUUGUUUGAGAUUAAGACAUUAAUAUAGGAUGUGGAGGAGUUGGGUACAGUGUUAGGCUUAAAGAAUAAAGACAUGUGGAUGUAAAAAUUAAAAAAAAAAAAAAAAAAAAAAAAAUGAAAAUGGAAA
Messenger RNA from Andrographis paniculata, 2434 nucleotides. RefSeq names its product mitogen-activated protein kinase homolog MMK2-like. Gene Ontology annotation, biological process: protein phosphorylation; intracellular signal transduction. Gene Ontology annotation, molecular function: MAP kinase activity; ATP binding. The record is from RefSeq and is a predicted model, not a curated record. Gene Ontology annotation, cellular component: cytoplasm; nucleus. The transcript has 9 exons. The coding region runs from base 102 to 1238 and encodes 378 amino acids. Lineage: Eukaryota; Viridiplantae; Streptophyta; Magnoliopsida; Lamiales; Acanthaceae.